AUGUCUUCGAUUAGGUUUGACAUAACUGUUGGAACGACAGAGCUCGCUCUGUUCGUUACCUUGUUCUUGUUUUUCAGCAUUUUCAAACUUCUGUUUUUCCUCGCUACUUUUGCCUUUAUAUAUGCCUUACUGAACAGAAAUCCGGCGGAGCUCAAACUUCUUCUUGCGAAGAUGGAACACAAAGCCGCAGAGCUGGUGGCUAUUCUGAAGAACGCCAAUCUAGCUAUCGAUGCCAAGGUUACUUUUCUGAACGGCGUCAAGUCCGACAUCAAACAGAAAAACGUCCCCGAGGACGCAGUCCCAUCUAUCUUUGAGGCCUUGCGGUUGUCCAUCGGCUCCCAACAUUUGGCACUUCUGUCUGCUGGGUACUCUACACUGGGCCACUUCCUCAAGCGUCUUUUCAUUCAGGGACAACAUGAUUUGGUUGCUUUGCAAGGUCGUCACCUUUAUCCCCUGCUUUUGGAGCGCCUGGGUGAUCACAAGGAGCGGAUUCGAGCCCAGGCGGCCCAAGCCUUUACUGACAUAUGGCCUGCUGCUGGUCGCGAAGUUGAACAAUAUGUGCUGGAUCUUGCUCUUGCAGGCAAGAAUAACCGAGCAAAGGAAAUGAGCAUGCUCUGGCUUGCGAACAUGACGAAGAAUCAUGGGUUGCUCUUCCGUUCGUACGUUCCGAGCCUCGUUGCAUGUCUGGAGGAUGCCGAUAGUACCGUUAGAGAUACGGCUAAGUCGACGGUGGUCGACCUGUUUCAGGACGCACCCGCACAUGCCAAGUCUGACCUUCGAAGACAAAUGAGCGAGCAGAAAGUCAGGAAGUCAAUUGUCCACACUAUUCUGGCUAAUAUUGGCCUGGACUCCGAUGAGCCAGAGCAUCUUUCUCGUCCGGCUUCCCGCGUUAGUCAACGUCCGGCUUCCCGCGCGAGUCAACGUCCGGUUUCGCGGGCUUCGCGGUCUGAAAGUAUUGACACGGUCAUUCGCCAUCUUGCCGGGCCCGUCUCCCCUCAGAAGCUUACUGCCAUCGCAGCGCCCGAUACAGUGACCCCGCGACUUCCCCGGCCCGUCUCCCCUCAGAAGACUACUGCCAGUGCAGCGCCCGACACAGUGACUCAACGGCUUCCACGACCCGUCUCCCCUCAAAAGCCUACUGCCAGCGCAGCACCCGAUACUACUACUCAACGUCUUCCACGGGGCGGGAAGCCUACUGCCAUCGCAGCGCCUGAUAAUGUGACUCCGCGGCUUCCACGGCCCGUCUCCCCUCAGAAGCCUACUGCCAGCGCAGCACCCGAUACUACUACUCAACGUCUUCCACAGGGCGGGAAGCCUACCGCCAGCGCAGCGCCUCCCAAGUCGACGCCUGGCACUAUCUUGCAAGAGGAUGAAAACGUUGAACCGCUCAUCGUUUCAUCUUCCCGAGAAUUGGAUAAUAUCUUUCGUACCAUGAUUCCUUACUUCGAAGGACGUGAGUCCGAGGACAACUGGAUGCACCGUGAGAAGAGUGUUCUCACCCUCCGUCGGCUCUUGCAUGGCAAUGCACCUCAAGCUUACCCUCAACCACUAAUGUCGGCCAUUAAAUCGAUGCUGGACGGCAUUUUCAAGGCUGUCAAUUCACUUCGAACCACGUUGGGAGCAAAUGGCUGCCUCCUGGUUCAGGAUAUCGCCACACAGUGUGGUCCAAGUAUGGAUUCUAGCAUGGAGAUUAUCAUGCAGAACCUCAUUAAGCUGUGUGCCAGCAUGAAGAAGAUCACCGCGCAGAAUGGAUAUACCACUGUUGACAUCGUCAUUGGGCAUGUGUCAUUUACGCAACGUAUCCUGCAGCACAUUACUAGCGCCUCACUGGACAAAAAUGUCCAACUGCGUCUGUAUUCAGCUGGGUGGAUGAAAACGUUAAUCACUAAGCAAGCCAGCAACAAGGCUUCCAUUGAACACGGCGGCGGUCUUGAACUAAUUGAAAAGGGUCUCAAGAAGGGCCUCUCUGAUGCCAACCCUGACGUUCGCCAAGCAAUGCGGCGCACUUUUUGGACGUUCUAUAACGUUUGGCCCAUCAGAGCCCAAGCUAUAAUGUCCGAUCUGGAUGUUAAAUCACGGUCGCUGCUGGAGAAGGAUCCAGCAAAUCCGAAUGUCGAACACGCGAACACCGAUGUCUCGAAGACACCGGCAAAACCACCGCGAAGCGUUGCUGCUCUCAAAGAGGCAAUUGCCGCGCAUAAGAAAAAAUAUUACGCUCCGAAGCAAGCAUUACCCCCGCGACCUGAGUCGUCCUCCUCUCAUGUCUCAUCUCUGUCUUCCGCCCCUAUGCGGCCAGCGGCGAAGAAGCCUCAACCCGCCAUUCGAAACACGAACGAACAGACGCAGCCUGUCAUUGCCUUGAAAGAAAGCGAAGACAACUCCUUGAAUCAGGAUAUCACCACUGUAUUGAAAGAGAGUGAAGUGAACUCCUUGAAUCAGAACAUCGUCACUGCUUCAAAAGAAAACAAAGUGAACUACUUGGAUCAGGAUCAUGCAAAUAUCUGGAAAGAAAAUGAAGUGAACUCCCUGAAUCAGGACAUUGUCACUGUUACAAAAGAAAGCGAAGCGAAUCACUUGGAUCAAGAUCAUACCACGGCUUGGAAAGAAAGAGAAGCGAAUCACUUGGAUCAGGAUUGUGCCACCAUCUGGAAAGAAAGCGAAGCAAACUCCUUGAAUCAGGACAUUGUCACUGCGUCAAAAGAAAGCGAAGCGAAUCACUUGGAUCAGGAUCAUAUCACGGUUUGGAAAGAACAUGAAGCGAAUCACUUGGAUCAGGAUUGUGCCACCAUCUGGAAAGAAAGCGAAGCGAAUCACUUGGAUCAGGAUCAUACCACGGUUUGGAGAGAGAGUGAAGCGAAUCACUUGAAUCAGGAUCAUACCACAGUUUGGACCGAAGGUGAAGCCAGCUCAUCUCAUAAGGAGGAGAUUCAGGAAAGGUCAAACGAAAACGACUUUUUCGAGCAAUCCUGCCAUCCCACGCUAGGAUUGGUCGAGACAGCAGAGGAGGUUACCAGACCAACGAGUCAGAAAGAAGUUGUGGAUAGUCCUUCCGAGUCCACCCCAUCGAAACUUGACGAGAAUCAGGAUUCACCACUCCCGCCGUUGCGCGUUGCACGUACCCGUCGUGUCAGUGUCAGUCUUCGGGCGGAGGAUUAUACCACUGCCGCUAGGCGGAAUUUGGAAAACUCCAUCCCUCGGAUACUCUCCAGGGAUAUGGACCUUCUUGGUUACCACAAGUUGCAGCGUCUGAUUCAGUUCCAUGAUCGGAUAUAUGAUGAAGAGGACCAAUACAUGGUGUUCCUCAACGCACUCCUUGCUGAGCUUGAAAGGGCACCCGAAGCGAAGCAAGUGGGUAGCCGCCGUCUUCUUGAUUACAAAACUCAAGUACUUGCCACAGUCAAAUGCACCUUUCAACACCUGAAGAAAUUGGUGGAAGACCCAUCUGCUUCCACAAUAACACUGGGCGGGUUCUGUACUCGCAUCCUUAAGGCGCUUGUCAGGGCAAGAAUGCAUUACGAGGGAUCCUGCUAUCUCGCGUCAGGAAUGGCCAAAAUGGCAGAAGAGGUUAUCGCACAGACGGAUCAGAUAGAAGCUGUGGAUACCCUCGUGCUUAUGAUGAUGGACGAGGACCUCAGCACCCGUUCCCUGGCAAUGGGAUUCACUAUAUUGACCACGAUUUUACGGAGAAUGAAUACUUCGGGAUACCGUCUUCCCCCUCGCUUGGUUGAAAAGGUCGGUGGUCCGGCUUCCCGUUAUCUAACGGUGAGACAUUCGGAAGUGAGGCAGCAGGCUACGCAGCUGGCCGUCCAGCUACGGAAGAUGACGCCCAACGAGGGGAGUUUUUGGAAGCUGUUGGGGGAGCCCAACGAGAACUCAAGAAAAUUAUUGACUUAUUAUAUUGCUAAAGGAUGA
Molecule: messenger RNA, 3912 nt
Organism: Aspergillus sclerotioniger CBS 115572
Lineage: Eukaryota; Fungi; Ascomycota; Eurotiomycetes; Eurotiales; Aspergillaceae
Exons: 4
Coding region: 1-3912 (1303 amino acids)
Biological process (GO): mitotic spindle assembly; astral microtubule depolymerization
Cellular component (GO): cytoplasmic microtubule; spindle microtubule; mitotic spindle midzone
Molecular function (GO): microtubule binding
Source: RefSeq, a predicted model, not a curated record